UCAUUAUUAUUAAUUUUCCUAAGAAAAGAAAAGGAACGAUCUUUUUAUCACAAUUUUGCUUCUGUUUCGACAUUUGAGUCCCUGAAGAAUACCAACAAAAAAGAACAUCACACCAAAAGAAAAAACCCAAUAGAGAGAAAUCGAACCCCUCAAGUGCAUAGCAUAGCAUAUUAAAUAGUGAAAUUCAGAGAUGUCGGAGAAAUUCUCGGCAGCUAUAAGAAUUGAAGAUCUCAGCGAUUUCAUUGCUCCGUCUCAAGCUUGCGUUGUUUCAUUAAAGGGGUUGAAAUCAAACACUGUCAAACCCAAAACCGAUAAACCUCAGGUAAGGGUUUCAGUUUCCAAUAAGCAACAGCAGCAGCAGCCGCAGCAAACUGCACCUGUUAAAAUCUCCCUUAAAGACUGUUUGGCGUGCAGUGGAUGCAUAACGUCAGCAGAGACGGUUAUGCUUGAGAAGCAAAGCUUGGAUGAAUUUCUUUCUACUAUUGAUAAAGGAAGGGCGGUUGUAAUAUCUGUCUCUCCACAAUCCAGAGCUUCUCUUGCAGUUCAUUUUGGCCUCUCCCCACUUCAGGUUAUUAAGAAACUUACUACAUUUUUUAAAUCUUUGGGAGUAAAGGCUGUAUUUGAUACAAGCAGUAGUAGAGAUAUAACUCUUAUUGAAACUUGUAAUGAGUUCAUUGCACGUUAUAAACAAAACCAGUCAAAUGACGAUGAGAGAUCCAAGUCAACUCUGCCUAUGCUUUCAUCGGCAUGCCCAGGUUGGAUAUGCUAUGCCGAAAAACAACUAGGAUCCUAUAUUCUGCCUCACAUAUCUUCUGUGAAGAGCCCUCAACAAACUAUUGGAGCUACCAUUAAAAACCGUAUAUGCGAAAAGAUGGGUCUUAGGUCGGAGGAGGUUUACCAUGUGACUGUGAUGCCUUGUUAUGAUAAGAAGCUUGAGGCUGUGAGGGACGACUUUGUGUUUGAAGUGGAUUCUCUGAAAAAGAGUGAUGGUAGUCAUAUUAGUAUCACAGAGGUCGAUUCUGUUUUGACAUCUGGGGAAGUCUUAGAUUUGAUCAAGUUAAAAGAAGUAGAUUUUGCAGCCUUAGAAGACUCUCCUCUAGAUAAAAUGUUGACAAAUGUUAAUGAAGAGGGGCAUCUUUAUGGAGUGAAUGGAAGCUCUGGUGGUUAUGCAGAGACGGUAUUCAGGAAUGCUGCUAAAACAAUAUUUGGAAUGGAUGUAAAAGGUCCUUUGUCAUUCAAAACUAUUAGAAAUACAGAUUUUCGUGAAGUGACUCUGGAAGUUGAUGGACAUAUAGUGUUGAAAUUUGCACUUUGUUAUGGCUUCCAGAACCUACAAAAUAUUGUUAGAAAGGUUAAAAUGCGGAAAUGUGACUAUCAUUUUGUGGAAGUUAUGGCAUGUCCAUCAGGUUGCUUGAAUGGUGGAGGUCAAAUCAAACCAAAGCCUGGACAAUCUCCUAAGGAUUUGCUUCAGUCUCUGGAAGCCAUUUACAUGGAAAAUGUUUUGGUAGCGGAUCCCUUUGAGAAUCCCCUUGUCAAAAGCUUAUAUAACGAAUGGCUGGAUGAGCCUGGCUCUGAGAAAGCUAAAAGAUUUAUGCACACAGAGUAUCAUCCUAUUGUUAAAAGCAUUACCUCUCAGUUACAUAAUUGGUAAUGCUGGUCCCUACUUCUCAUCUCAUACAAAAUAUUGGAAUUUCUCUUGUCGCCUAUUCUCGAGCUUGUAGACUCCCGAGCAACAUUUCAGCUUCACGCUCGUCCAUGGGAUUACUUUUUUCUGUGGCGUCCAAUUUUGGUAGAGUAAACAGAUCGAUUAGUGUAUCUCUCAAACUCUUGUAUAUGCAGUUACAAUAGAAUCAUUUUAGAUAGGAGAAAUAAUUGGAGAUGGUGUUGUAUCCUAAUAAUGUUAUGAGGUUUCUGAAUAAUGUUAUAAUUGUUUCAUGUACA
Messenger RNA from Mercurialis annua (annual mercury), 1941 nucleotides. RefSeq names its product protein NAR1. The record is from RefSeq and is a predicted model, not a curated record. Gene Ontology annotation, cellular component: cytosol. Gene Ontology annotation, molecular function: 4 iron, 4 sulfur cluster binding. Bases 191 to 1651 code for a protein of 486 amino acids. Lineage: Eukaryota; Viridiplantae; Streptophyta; Magnoliopsida; Malpighiales; Euphorbiaceae. The transcript is spliced from 11 exons.